Prunus avium (sweet cherry) is the source of this 792-nucleotide messenger RNA. NCBI's taxonomy places the organism in Eukaryota, Viridiplantae, Streptophyta, Magnoliopsida, Rosales, Rosaceae. The record is from RefSeq and is a predicted model, not a curated record.
AUGGUCUGGAAUGUAAGAGGUGCAGGGAGCAAAAAAUUCCCUGGAAUUAUGAAAGAUUUAGUUAAAAUUCACAAGAUUGAGAUUCUUGUUAUUUUGGAGCCUAGAAUUAGUGGCAACACUGCCCUCAAUGUUAUUAAGAAACUUGGUUUUUCUAAGUAUCAUGUUGUCGAUGCUAAUGGUUUUUCAGGGGGCCUUUGGAUGCUUUGGAAUGAGUUGGUUUCCUGCAUUGACAUAGUUGCCUACUCUAGGCAGUCUAUUACAGCUCUAGUUAAAAUGAAUCAUGGUGAUUGGCUUUUUACUGCAGUGUAUGCGCACCCUUGCCCUGGCAUUCGAAGACAAUUAUGGAAUUAUCUGGAUGGGAUUGCCUCAGCUUCAAACCUUCCUUGGAUGAUUGCUGGGGAUUUCAAUGAAUUGGUCAAUAAUUCUGAAAAAUGUGGUGGUAACCCCUUUUCUCAUCGGGGUGGGCUUGUGGAUUGGAUUGAUAGAAAUCAAUUGAUUGAUCUUGGCUUUAUUGGUGCUCAGUUUACUUGGUGUAGACAAAAUGAUAAUGGUGUCCUCACUUGGGAAAGAUUGGAUCGUGGUCUUUCCAACAUUGAUUGGAGACAUAAAUUUCCUGAGGCCUUUGUCAGACAUCUUCCUAGGGUCAAGUCUGAUCAUUGUCCUCUGCUGAUAAGCCUUCAGUCAUCUCACCUCCCAUGCGCUAAUGUCAAGCCUUUUAGAUUUCAAGCCAUGUGGCUCCUGCACCCUACCUUUCGGAGCUUUGUGGCUGAGAAAUGGGCUGAUUGUACUUGA